Molecule: messenger RNA, 2480 nt
Organism: Lecanosticta acicola
Lineage: Eukaryota; Fungi; Ascomycota; Dothideomycetes; Mycosphaerellales; Mycosphaerellaceae
Source: the annotation of a GenBank genome assembly
AUGGCCCUCCAACCUCUGAUGAGCGUCGGCGACAUUCUGAUGCUGUCUCAAACUGCAUGGAAAAUCGGUCGAGCAUUCACGCACGGCAAGAGGAGCGCCCCGCCAGAAUUCGCCGAAGUCGAACGCAAGGCGAACGGUCUGUCUGAGGCAUUGAAGCUGCUCGCCGAGACGUUGCACUCGGACGUCAGCGUCCUCUCUCGCGCCGACGAUGAAACGAAAGCCGCUGUCCGCACCAUCCUCCAGAGCGCCCACCACACCUUAGACGACCUCGACAGCUUCGUGGACCGAUGCCAGGUCAUCAAGAAGAAGGGAACAAACGGCGGCUUCGUGGUGGAGCGGAGCUGGAGCGAGGCGGUCGUGGCCAACUUCAAGACCUUGCAAUGGACUACAGACGGCGGCGACAUCGUAGACCUGCGCAACAUGCUGCAGAUGCACUCAGACACCAUCAAGCUCACCAUGCACGCUCUCCAGUCGAGAUCUCUCGCAAGGCUAGAGAAGACCGUAGUACCCAUGGCCGGUAUGUGAGAGGUUGCACUGGGCGAUCUUCGACCUCUUUGAAACACGCCUUGACUAACUCGUCAUUUUUAGACACCAUUGCCAGCAUCCAUGGCCGCGUCAAUGGUGAUGUGGGAACCAAGAUCGACGACCUGCAUCGAAUCAUAGUGUGCAUUGCGAACAGGUGAGCGCAGAGUGCUGGACGAACCGCGCUUCAAUCUCGGUGCUCGACUGGGCAGUCGCUGACUUUACAUAGCACUCCCUCUCUCGUCGCGAAGGAUAGAGCCAUGAAAGCUUCUGGCAGCCAACGCGACAGCACCAGCACUACGUCCACCUUGAACUCUUAUCGGGAGGAUUCAGGUACGCGCGACAGGCUACGUGCGCCGCCUCCGCUCCGGCCGCCUCGCCCGUCGGCUUACAACACACCCCCACGUGCACUCGGUGCCCCGCGGGGACAGCCGGCACAUCCUGGUAACAGAGUUCCAGUAAGCUCGAGGUCAAAACGAGAGGACUCUGCAUAUUACAGCUCCGCCCAGCCUUCUUCCUACUCCGAAGUGAAACGCAUGGAUCGAGACUGGAACUUCGAAUCUGGCUCGCCCGUCGACCACCGCUCCAGUAUUGGGGAGCAUCGGGACGAGGAGGUCCGCGUGGGCUCUCCUCAAGACAGCGCGUAUGCCGCCACGGAACCGGAGUCGCGACGUGUGUCGCAAGCUCGAAGAGAAUCUGCAACACUACCCUCGUUGAUGAAGGCGACUGAGUACGAUCUUGAUGCGCUUCCAGCUGGUAGCGGAGACUAUGAAGAAGUCAACGUGUCGCCCAAAAACAAGAAGUGGUGGAGAUCAUCAACGGGAGUCGGGCAAUUGCCACCGCCAGCGCUGCCGGCAGACGACAGGCAGCGACCAAAUCCGCCAGCUACACCUGCCUCUCUCCUCUCCAGCUUUCAGCGUACGAAGAGCGAUCCCAUGGAUGAUCGACCUGCAAGCCGACCACAGACCGCCAAGUCUCUAGGAAAGCGACCAUCACAACCUCAUACACCCAGAUAUACUGACGAUCCCCAAUUCGAACGACACCUAUUUCGCAAUGCAGCCAUUCUCUGCGACGUGAGAGGGAAGCUGGUCGAACACGCGCAGACAAAGCCGGAUGAAGCCGAUCCGCGGUACAAUGUCGAAAUGGUCCCAGCGUGCAGAGAGGCGCGUGUCUGCGUGAUCCGGAAACGGGAGAACACGGAUCAUGGCGGUACUAGAGUUGUGACCUCCGUCUGGUGUCUCUCGGACGAUGGAAAGAUCAGAUUGCAGCAGAAGCUUUCGGAGAUGCAGGAAACCGUGCCUUACUGCUCCUACUUCGACCCGGAGAAAGUGUCACUGCAGUCGACGGAUGACCCCAUUGCGCUGAGGUUUCAUAGCGAACAAUGGGGAGCCAUGCUGAAAGAAGAGAUCAAGACAAAUUGGGUGAAUUAUUACUUUGAGUCGGAAAACGACGCGGUGGCUUUCCAGUCUGCAAUCUUUGGAAGGACACUCAUCGGCAGCUUCCGCACAACCAAGACAACCGUGAUACACGAAGGACUGUCAGGCGUAUUCGCUUUCGAAGAGCAAUUUGCCAACAUCGAAAUGCUUCGCCUCUGGGAAGACGAUGGCGUAUCAACACCAGGUGCCGCAGGCGGAGUGCUCGCGCUGAUGCACAUUAGCUCUAGUUUUGGAGAAGGCUGGGCUCGAUGGUGGAUGAACAACAGCAAGCAACAGGUCAAGGUCAAAGAAGACGGGCCCAGGUGCGCCAAAGUAAAAGGCAUCGACGUCAAUGUCGUCCGGCCUCCAAAGGUCUCUUCCAACCUGCGCGACAACCAGCUGAAGGUCCAGGUCCAGCCGAAUAUGCCCGUGAAGAGGGUACAUGGCGUCCGGAUUGAGUUCAAAACGGAUGACGAACGGUCUGAGUUUGUUAGUGCUGCAAAAAAGGCACAGUUGCGGCCCUUUACGUUACCGGAACUGUGA